UCUCUCGAGGACCAAUGAUCUGUUGCUGCCCGUGCAACUCUCUCUACUUUCUUCUUCUGCUGCUGCUCACUCUAGUAGUCUAGUAGAAUACGUAGUAGGAGUACUAAUUACCCACAGGCGUGCUUGGUAGUACGAGCUUCGCCAUGGAUUGCGCAAGCCAUGGCGGGACUGACACAUCGACGGACCCAGACCUCGACAAGAAUCAAGCGUUCGAACGAGGGCAUGCUGCUGCUGGGCUCACGCCUCCGGAUUCCAGUCACAAAUCGAAUGGUGAACUAGGUCCAAAGACGCUCCGUCGCCUCGCCCAAAACCGUGAAGCUGCUAGGAGAAGCCGUCUAAGAAAAAAGGCAUAUGUCCAGCAGCUCGAGAGCAGCGGCCUGAGGCUUGCUCGGCUGGAGCAGGAGCUCCAGCGUGCUCGCCAACAGGGAUUUCUCAUUUCUACUUUGGGAGACCAGCCUGAUUCAGAGAAUGGAGAUGCAGCUUCUUCGUUCUACGUGGAGCACGCACGGUGGCUGGAGGAGCACCACAAGCAGGUAGACGAGCUCAGAGCCGCCGUCGGUGCCCACGCCGGAGACGGCGACCUCCAGGCCAUCGUUGACACCGUCAUGGCACGCUGCGACGAGAUCUUCAGGCUCAAGGGCGCCGCGGCCAAGGCCGACGCCUUCCGCGUCCUGUCGGGGACGUGGGGGACCCCCGUCGAGCGGUGCUUCCUCUGGCUCGGUGGCUUCCGGCCAUCGGAGCUUCUCAUGGUUCCGACCAUCAUCGUUCUGCUCGCGAGCAGGCUGGAGCCCCUCACCGAGAAGCAGCUCGACAGUAUCGACGUCCUGCGACGUUCCUCCCUGCAAGCCGAAGAAGCACUCUCGAGAGAGAUGGAAGCGCUGCGACAGUCGGUCACGGAAACCGUCGCGGCGGCAGGAUCGUCGUCCCUGAGCUGCUCCGACGAUGAUUGCACGGGCCAAAUGGCGGUGGCGGUGGGAAAGCUAGGCGCCAUGGAAGGCCUCCUGCGGCAGGCUGAUGAUUUGCGACUGCGGAUUCUUGAGGAAACGCGGCGGGUACUGACCACCCGUCAGUGCGCACGAGCGGUGCUCGUGGUCACCGACUACUUCUCCCGGAUGCGCGCCCUGAGUUCUCUCUGGAUUGCACGUCCGACCACCGGAGUGAACUGAGUUUCGACAGCCGGACAUAUUAUUAUUCGAGAAAAGCAGAAGAGAACGUAGUACUGUGGACUACAUGUGAACUGAAAUUAGUGAACAGAUCUCUAUCUCUAUCUCUACUACUUAAAAAAUAAGUAGUGUUUCUUGCCCUGCCAUGGACCGCGUCCUGCCAUACUAUUGUCCGUCCUGGCGUCGAGCGGUGCGUCCCGGUCGGCGUCACAGGCUAGGCGAUGUCAAGGGCAGGACGUGUGGAGGCUGUCACCGAGGGAGGCAACCGAUGCUGUGGUGGUGCCGGGAAGAGGCCGCAGGCAGGGCGGCAGUAGGAGCACGACUGCCGUGUGUGUGUGUGAGAGAGAGAGAAAGGCGAUGAGAGAGGACGGAAGAGGGAGAUGAAUCCAAAGAUCAAGGAAUCGCUCCUCCCUGUUGGCACUCCUCUCCUGUCACACCUGCAUCACCAAGGGUUGAUGCGGUGGACGUGUGAUCAUGGGACCCCCGCUGCCAUGUGGCAUGGGCCCACCCGUGUGUGUGAGUGGCUGGGUAUAUAGCCAGCGGUAGCCAGUAGGCAAGGCGUGCGUGAUUUGUAUCUGAAGUAGACUCCCUCACCUACUCUGUAUCUCAUCUUCCUUGGCAAGAAAACUCUCUUUCAAGCCUGA
Molecule: messenger RNA, 1807 nt
Organism: Triticum dicoccoides
Lineage: Eukaryota; Viridiplantae; Streptophyta; Magnoliopsida; Poales; Poaceae
Product: transcription factor HBP-1b(c1)-like
Exons: 8
Coding region: 144-1166 (340 amino acids)
Biological process (GO): regulation of DNA-templated transcription; DNA-templated transcription
Molecular function (GO): DNA-binding transcription factor activity; sequence-specific DNA binding
Source: RefSeq, a predicted model, not a curated record